AACAAGGACAAAAUGAUACUUGUGUCGACUUGUGUCACUAAAUGGAAAGCAUGUAGGAGUCGAAAUUGGCUAACUUUAACGAUUAAUAACUAAUUAAUAACUCGAUUCGCGGGGCAGAGCGACGCUUUUUUCUGUCAAAUUCUUUCGUUUUAUUAUACGCGUCGAAUGAGCCUAAAUUCAUCAAGAUCGGAGCAGAGGCCGCUAAACUGAAUAAUUACUAUACAAAUUAGGCUCAUAUUCUGUUUCCUUUGAAUUUCCUUUUAUCGAUAAGUGUCUCUAAUAAAAAUGGUCUUUAAAAUGGUCUCUAAAAACAGCCAAUUAAAAAGCUUAUGAGCCAUUUUUUUAUUAAAGAGUGACGUGAGACGUGGUUCGAAAAUAGAAGAUAUGUCGUGCAAAUUAGAACUCGUAAAGAAGGUGUUGGAAAGGGUGACGAGCAAAGGUUUUGCUCGAUGUUUGAAAGAUUUACAAGUGCUGUCAGCAGACGAUGGGAAAUGUAAAGCGCAAUUUAUUGUGACUGAAGAGCAUGUAAAUCUCGGUGGCUUUUUACAUGGUGGUUUUACUAGUACUCUUAUAGAUUGUGUAUCUACAUAUGCACUAAUAACGAAAGAAAAUUCUCCUCCUGGUUCAUCUGUAAAUUUGAAUGUGACGUUUUUGAAAGCUGCAUUUCCUGGUGAAAUAGUGAUAGUUGAUGCUAGAACUCUACGUGUCGGAAAGAAUCUUGCUUUCUUGGCAGUAGAACUUACAAAAAAUGAUGGUAAAGAUAUUAUUGCUCAUGGAGAACACACAAAGUAUCUUGGACCGAUUAGUAAAUAAGUUACAUAGAUUAAUAGUUUGAAACAUGUAUUGAUAUGUAUAUAAUAAAGAAUAUAUUAUAAAUAUAGUGUAUAAAU
This is a messenger RNA of Pogonomyrmex barbatus (red harvester ant), 890 nucleotides long. Its product is annotated as acyl-coenzyme A thioesterase 13. Gene Ontology annotation, molecular function: fatty acyl-CoA hydrolase activity. The record is from RefSeq and is a predicted model, not a curated record. NCBI's taxonomy places the organism in Eukaryota, Metazoa, Arthropoda, Insecta, Hymenoptera, Formicidae.